This is a messenger RNA of Callithrix jacchus (white-tufted-ear marmoset), 6313 nucleotides long. It is a transcript of the gene NPLOC4, whose product is annotated as NPL4 homolog, ubiquitin recognition factor. The record is from RefSeq and is a predicted model, not a curated record. Gene Ontology annotation, cellular component: nucleus. Gene Ontology annotation, biological process: ubiquitin-dependent protein catabolic process. Gene Ontology annotation, molecular function: ubiquitin binding; ubiquitin protein ligase binding. NCBI's taxonomy places the organism in Eukaryota, Metazoa, Chordata, Mammalia, Primates, Cebidae.
GACCGGAACCUGGUUUCCCGGCCGCGCGCCUAGGGGAGAGUCUUGAGCGAGGCACCAGGACGUCGGCGGCUGGCGGAGCCGGGCGGGCGAAGCUGGAGCGGCGGUUGCGGCGGCGUAGGGAGGCCGGGGCCGGGUCUGAGGCCGCGGCCGGGUCUGCGAGGCCCUUGGGGCAGCAGGCGGCGGCGGCCCGGGACUCGAGCCCGGAGGCAGGAGUGGCCACCAUGGCCGAGAGCAUCAUAAUUCGUGUCCAGUCCCCAGAUGGAGUGAAGCGGAUCACAGCAACAAAGAGAGAAACAGCAGCAACAUUUUUGAAAAAGGUUGCAAAGGAGUUUGGCUUCCAAAAUAAUGGCUUCUCAGUUUACAUCAAUAGAAACAAGACUGGAGAGAUAACGGCCUCCUCCAACAAAUCCCUCAACUUGCUAAAAAUCAAGCAUGGCGAUUUGUUGUUCCUGUUUCCCUCGAGCCUUGCUGGGCCCUCAUCUGAAAUGGAGACGUCGAUUCCACCGGGCUUCAAGGGCUUUGGUGCUCCCAACGUGGUAGAGGAUGAGAUUGAUCAGUACCUCAGCAAACAGGACGGGAAGAUUUACAGAAGCCGAGACCCACAGCUAUGCCGCCAUGGCCCUUUGGGGAAAUGUGUGCACUGCGUCCCUCUAGAGCCGUUCGAUGAGGACUAUCUAAACCAUCUCGAGCCUCCCGUGAAGCACAUGUCCUUCCAUGCCUAUAUCCGGAAGCUGACUGGAGGGGCUGACAAGGGAAAAUUUGUUGCCCUGGAGAACAUCAGCUGCAAGAUUAAGUCGGGGUGCGAGGGGCACCUCCCGUGGCCGAACGGCAUCUGCACCAAGUGCCAGCCGAGUGCCAUCACGCUCAACAGACAGAAGUACAGGCAUGUGGACAAUAUCAUGUUUGAGAAUCACACUGUCGCUGACCGCUUUCUUGACUUCUGGAGAAAGACAGGGAACCAGCAUUUUGGGUUCUUAUAUGGACGGUACACAGAGCACAAAGACAUACCCCUCGGCAUCAGGGCUGAAGUGGCUGCGAUUUAUGAGCCUCCGCAGAUUGGUACUCAGAACAGCUUGGAGCUUCUUGAGGAUCCAAAAGCUGAAGUAGUCGAUGAAAUUGCUGCCAAACUUGGUCUUCGGAAGGUUGGCUGGAUAUUUACAGACCUCGUCUCAGAAGAUACCCGUAAGGGUACAGUCCGCUACAGUCGAAAUAAGGACACCUAUUUCCUAAGUUCAGAAGAGUGUAUCACUGCCGGAGACUUCCAGAACAAGCAUCCCAACAUGUGCCGGCUCUCUCCAGAUGGACAUUUUGGAUCCAAGUUUGUUACUGCAGUGGCUACAGGUCUCUCUCUUACAGGUGGUCCUGACAACCAAGUCCACUUUGAAGGGUACCAGGUGUCCAAUCAGUGUAUGGCGCUGGUUCGAGAUGAGUGUUUGCUGCCGUGCAAGGACGCCCCUGAGCUUGGCUACGCCAAGGAGUCUAGCAGUGAGCAGUACGUGCCUGAUGUGUUUUAUAAGGAUGUAGACAAGUUUGGCAACGAGAUCACCCAGCUGGCCCGACCCCUGCCUGUGGAGUAUCUGAUCAUAGACAUUACAACAACUUUCCCCAAGGAUCCAGUUUAUACUUUUUCUAUUUCACAAAAUCCAUUUCCUAUUGAAAACCGGGAUGUUUUGGGUGAGACACAGGACUUCCAUAGCUUGGCCACCUAUUUGUCCCAGAAUACUUCAUCCGUGUUCUUGGAUACCAUCUCAGAUUUCCACCUCCUGCUGUUCCUGGUCACCAAUGAAGUUAUGCCUCUGCAGGACAGCAUCAGCUUGCUGCUGGAGGCCGUUCGGACCAGAAAUGAGGAGCUCGCCCAGACAUGGAAGAGGUCUGAGCAGUGGGCUACCAUCGAGCAGCUGUGCAAUGGAGCCUCGCUCUUUGCUCAGGAUGGAGUGCAGCAGCACGAUCAUGGCUCCCUGAAACCUCUGCCUCCCAUGUUCAAGCAACGCACCUCCCUCAGCCUCUCAAGUAGCUGGGAUUACAGGCGUGAGCUGCCAUACCUGGCAUUGCCAUCUUUAUGUAUAUGAGUACUCAUUGUUUAGCUCCCGCUUAUAAACAAAAUCAUAGAGCAUUUGAUUUGCUGUUCCUGCAUUAAUUUGCUUAGAAUAACAGCCUUCAGCUUGGAUCCAUGGUCCUGCAUAGGGCAUCAUGUCAUUCCUUUCCAUGGCUGCAACAUUUUUAAAUUUUUUGUAGUGAUGAGCUCUCACUGUGUUGCCCAGGCUGGUCUCAAACUUCUGGCCUCAAGCAGUCCUCCCACCUCAGCCUCCCAAAGCCCUGAGAUUAUACCUGUGAGCCACUGUACCCAGCCCUUUUAUGCAAUUCUAACAAUGACACCAGUCUUUUUAAAUUAUUAUUAUUUUUUUUUGAGAUGGAGUUCGCUCUUGUUACACAGGCUGGAGUGCAAUGGCAUGAUCUCGGUUCACCGCAACCUCCGCCUCCUGGGUUCAGGCAAUUCUCCUACCUCAGCCUCCUGAGUAGCUGGGAUUACAGGCACGUGCCACCGUGCCCAGCUAAUUUUUUGUAUUUUUAGUAGAGAUGGGUUGCACCAUGUUGACCAGGAUGGUCUCAAUCUCUUGACCUCGUGAUCCACCCGCCUCGGCCUCCCAAUAAAUUCUUUUUUGUUUCUUUUUUAGAGACAGGGUUUCACUGGGUUGCCUAGACUGGAGUGCAGUGGAGUGGUCAUAGCUCACUGUAUCCUCCUGCUUCAGCCUUCUGAGUAGCUAGGACUAUAAGCAUGAGCCACUGUACCCAACUAAUGUUGUUUGUUUUUUUGCUUUUUUUUUUUUUUUUUAAAGAGAUGGAGUCUUGCCAUGUUGCCCAGACUGGUCUCAAAUGCCUAGGCUCAAGUGAUCUUCCUGCUUUGUCUCCCAAAGUACUGAGAUUACAGAUGUGAGCCACCAUACCUGACCUUUUUUUUAUUUUAAUUUUUUUGAGACAUGGUCUCAUUCUGUCACCCAGGCUGAAGUGCAGUGGCACUUGAGGUCAGUCUCAGCUUUACCUCCCCAGGCUCAAGUAGUCCUCCCAAGCAGCUGGGACAAAAGCAUGUGCUACCAUGCCUGGCUAAUUUUUAAUUUUUUGUAGAGAUGAGGUCUCACUGUGUUGCCUAGGCUGAUCUUGAACUCUUAGGCUCAAGUGAUCCUUCCACCUCAGUGCUGGGAUUGCAGGGGUAAGCCACCAUGCCCAGCCAACUCUUUAAUAAUAGGCAGUUCUGACUGGUGUGAGAUGGUAUCUCACUGUGGUUUCAGUUUCCAUCUCUGAUGAUUAAUGAUGUUGGGUAUUUUUUCAUGGGUUGGUUGGUUGGUUUGAGACAGAGUCUCUUUCUGUCGCCCAGGCUGGAGUGUACUGGUGUGAUCUUGGCUCACUGCAGUCUCCGCCUCCCGGGUUCAAGCAAUUCUCUUGCCUCAGCCUCCUAAGAAGCUGGAAUUACAGGUGCCUACCACCAUGCCCAGCCACUUUUUUUAUUUUUAGUAGAGACAGGGUUUUUCCAUAUUGGCCAGGCUGGUCUCAAACUCCUGACCUCAAGUGAUCUGGCCUCAGCCUCCUAAAGUGCUGGGAUUCUAGGCUUGUGCACACCAGACACUUAGAUCAGCUCAGGAUGGGUUAUAGGCCUAAUGCUAAAAGGUAAAACUAAGAAGCAUGAUGUCUCAUACCUAUAAUCCUCACACUCUGGAAGGCCAAAGCUGGAGGGUACUGGAUCCCAAUUCGAGACCAGCCUACACAACAUUGUGAAGCCCCAUCUGUAUAAAAAAUCUGAAAAAAAAGAAUUAGCUGGGCAUUGUGGGUGGUCCACACCUGUAAUCCCAGCUCCUGGGGAGGCUGAAAUGGGAGGAUCCCAUGAGUCCAGAAGAUCAAAGUUAAAGUGAGCCGUGAUUGUACCACUCCAACCUGAAUGACAGAGUGAUACCCUGUUUUUAAAAAUACAAAAAACAGUUAUUAGUUGUCUUCAGGGUCUUGGGGUACACAAUUAUUAUUUUAGGCAGGAUGCAGGACUUUGGGGUUAAACACAGAAAGAGUGACAUAAAAAAAUUUGGUAAAUUGAUAGUUAUCUAAACGAAACACUCGUGCUCACCAGAGGGCACUGUUAGAAACAUGAAAAGGCACAGAUAGGGGACGCCGGAGUCUUAGCAAUACAUGCACAUGACAUGACUUCUAGCUACAACUUCAAAAGAACUCCACCUGUUGACAAACAGAAAAAGCAUAAGAAGAAGCUGGGCAGAGGGUGAAACGUUUUGCAAAAGGAGGUGGAGGCCAAGCACGGUGGCUCAUGCCUGUGAUCCCACACUUCUGGAGGUCGAGAUGGGUGGAUCACCUGAGGUCCGGAGUUCGAGACCAGCCAUCUCAACUAAAAACACAAAAAUUAGCCAGGCAUGGUAGCGCAUACCUAUAGUACCAGCUACUCAGGAAGCUGAAGCAGGAGGAUCAUUUGAACCUGGGAGGCAGAGGUUGUAGUGAGCCAAGAUUGUGCCACAGCACUGCAGUCUGGGCAACAGAGUGAGACUCUGUUUCAAAAAAUAAAAAAACAAAAGGAAAUGCAGAAACAGUCAUUAUCAUUCAUCAUCAGGGAAAUGCAAACUUAGGAGAAACCAUUACACAUUCAUUGGUGUGGCCGAAAUGAAAGAAACACAACAGUGUCAAGUGUGCUCGAAGAUGUGAAGCAGCUAGAACACUCUUGCCCUUUGAGAGGCAAAAACAUGCUGUCCCUCGAGAGAACUGUGUGUCAGGGUCAUAGAAAGUACAGUAUACAAUUCAUCACUUUGUAGGCCAGCAGACUCAUUCCUAGGUGGUUUUUGUUCGUUUUUUUUAAGAUAGACUGUCACUCUGUCGCCCAGGCUGGAGCGCAGUGGCGCGAUCUAGGCUCACUGCAACUUGCGUCUCCCAGGUUCAAGCAAUUCUCAUGCCUCAGUCUCCUGGGAUUACAGAUGCGCACCACCACUUCCAGAUAUUUUUUUUUUUUUUUUUAUCAGUAGAGACAAGGUUUCACCAUGUUGGUCAGGCUGGUCUUGAACUGACCUCAGGUGAUCCGCCUGCCUUGGCCUUCCAACGUGCUGGGAUUAUAGGCUUAAGCCACUGCACCCAGCCUUGUUUUUUGUUUUUGAGAUGGAGUCUUACUCUGUCAUCCAGGCUGGAGUGAAGUGGCACAGUCUUGGCUCACUGCAAACUCUACCUCCCAGGUUCAAGGGGAUUCUCCUGACUUAGCCUCCUGAUUAGCUGGGACUGCUACUCAGGUGCAUACCACCAUGCCUGGCUAAUUUUUGUAUUAUUAGUGGAGACUGGGUUUUGCCAUGUUGGCUAGGCUGGUCUUGACCUCCUGACCUCAAGUGAUCUGCCCACCUCGGCCUUUUAAAGUGCUGGGAUUAUAGGCGGGAGCCAUUGUACCCAACCUCACUCUUAUGUUUUUAUCCAAGAGAAAUAAAAACACAGGUCCACAAAGAAAUUCUACAAGAAUGUUCCUGGCAGCUCUGUUCAUAUUAGCUCAAAACUGGAGGCUGGGCUUGGCAGCUCACACUUGUAAUCCUAGCACUUUGCGAGGCCAAGGCAGGCAGAUCACCUGAGGUCAGGAGUUCGAGACCAGCCUGGUCUCAAACAUAGCGAAACCCAAUCUCUACUAUAAAUACAUAAAAUUAGCCAGGCAUUGUGGCUCAUACCUGUAAUCCCAGCUACUUGGGAGGUUGAUGCAGGAAAACUGGUGGAACCUGGGAGGCGGCAGUUGCAGUGAACCAAGAUUGCACCACUGUACUCUAGCCUAGGCAACAGAGUGAGACCCUAUCUCAAAAAACAAACAGAAGGCCAGGCGCGGUGGCUGACGCCUGUAAUCCCAGCACUUUGGGAGGCUGAGGCAGGAGAAUUGCCUGAACCCAGGAGGCGGAGGUUGCGGUGAGCCAAGAUCGCGCCAUUACACUCCAGCCUGGGUAACAAGACCAAAACUCUGUCUCAAAAAAAAAAAGAAACAAAAACUGGAAACAACCUAAAUGCACAUCCCCCAGGGAAUUAGGAUAUCCACACAGAGAAGCACCCUCUGCAACAAAAAGGAAUCAGCAAGCACAGGCUCCCUGUCACUCGCUGUGGUGCAGGAGGCAUUUCUCUGAGCCUGUUGCAGCUCCCAAGGCAGCCAGGCAGUGAGGCUGUUUAGCCCUUCAAAGCAUGGCUGUGGUGGGAGUGCUGUGGGGGCAGCAUGGGGUGGAGGGUGGAGGUAGGGGCCGGGGAGCUUGCAGCUGCCUGCCUCUGGCCCCUGCCCACACUCUGGAGAUCUCUGGUGGGCCAGAAAUGGUGA